UGCUACCCUCUAUCUUGAUUAAACAUGUCCAUGCAACCAAUUAAAGUCUGGGGUCACUGGGGUGGCCCCAACCCAUGGAAAAUCUGCAUGUUACUCGAGGAGCUUGGAGUCACCUACAACCUCGAGAUGGUCGAGUUCCAAGAUGUCAAGAAGCCUGACUAUCUCAAGGUGAACCCUAACGGCCGUCUCCCUGCUAUUGAAGAUCCGAACACUGGUAUUAUUCUUUGGGAGACCGCAGCCAUCAUACUCUACCUCAUUGAACAAUAUGACGGAAAGGGCAGCCUUUCCUACGAAAGAAGCCCCGAAAAGCACCUGUGUCAUCAAUGGCUGGCGUUUCAGGUGUCUGGCCAAGGCCCCUACUUUGGCCAGGCAACUUAUUUUGCCCGUUUCCACCCUGAAAACCUCCCAUCUGCCAUUGAGCGAUAUGUGAAAGAGAUUCUGCGAGUGAUUGGGGUUCUGGAGGAAGGGCUUGCACGCAAUGGCACCGGAUGGCUCGUCGGGGACAAAUGUACCUAUGCCGAUCUGUCUUUUGUCACUUGGGCUGUCAUCGGUGAAGGCUUGCUGCACGAAAUUGGUCAAGCAGAUAGGUUGGAAGAAAAAUUCCCCAGGUAUACGGCUUGGCUCAAGGCACUGAAAGGGAGAGAGAAGGUGGCUAAGUGCCUGGAGGUAAUUGCAAAAGGCCGGGCUGCACAUGGAUUGAAGUGAGGGUAUUUUGAUGCUAUGCAGGCAAUCAAAGCCAGAGCUGUUUAGCACUCGUUAGUUGAAUAUAGAGUUAUGAAUCAUAGCUAAGGGACAGCUAAUGGACGAUGGGUAGUGACGCGAAAGCAGUAAAUAGAUAACCGAAGUGCCACCCCAC
Xylona heveae TC161 is the source of this 856-nucleotide messenger RNA. Its product is annotated as glutathione S-transferase. NCBI's taxonomy places the organism in Eukaryota, Fungi, Ascomycota, Xylonomycetes, Xylonales, Xylonaceae. The record is from RefSeq and is a predicted model, not a curated record. Bases 25 to 705 code for a protein of 226 amino acids. The transcript is spliced from 4 exons.